Messenger RNA from Mytilus trossulus (common blue mussel), 3033 nucleotides. RefSeq names its product isatin hydrolase-like. The transcript has 2 exons. Gene Ontology annotation, molecular function: arylformamidase activity. NCBI's taxonomy places the organism in Eukaryota, Metazoa, Mollusca, Bivalvia, Mytilida, Mytilidae. The record is from RefSeq and is a predicted model, not a curated record. The coding region runs from base 144 to 1022 and encodes 292 amino acids.
CUUGACUAUGAAAAAGCACUUAUACUAUUGUACAUGUACAUUUGUGUAUGUCGUACUUGCUUAGGGCAUUUUACGAUCUUAUAUGAUCAUAAGGUAGAACUAUUCAUUGAUAAUUGUUUUUCGACUAUAGCUGGACGUAAAAUAUGCGACCACAAACACAUGUUUUGUUUUUUCUCCUUAACAUUUGUGGAAGAUUGUCAUUGGAUUUCAAGGUAGUAGACCUUACUCACGAUCACAGCAAUACGACAAUAUACUGGCCCGGAAAUCCAGAAUAUAACUUUACAAUCCUAGCUCGUGGGAAUACGAACGGCGAAUAUUGGUAUGAAAGUAACUACAUUGGAACAGCAGAACAUGGUGGAACACAUCUAGAUUCACCUGCACAUUUUUACAAAGAUAGACUACGGACACACAGCAUUCCGAUAGAAAAAUUGGUCGGUCCUGGAGUAAUAAUUAACAUUAAAAAUAAAGCUGCGGCAAAUGCCGAUUAUCUGGUAUCGAUUGAAGAUUUGAAACAAUGGGAAAGCAUUUACAACCAGAUUCCGGAAAACGCCAUUGUAAUUAUGAAUUCAGGCUGGAACGACCGCUACCCGAACGCAUCCCUUGUGUUCAAUACAGACAGUCCCACAGAUCCAAGGACAUUUCACUUCCCCGCCUGGCAUGAAACAGCAAUCGAAUGGCUUAUCAAUGAACGUUCUGUAAACAUCGUUGGUGUAGACACACCUUCAAAUGACUUUGGACAAUCUAAAACAUUCCCGGUUCAUAUUCUCUUAGGUCAAGCCAAUAUUCCGGGUGCAGAAAAUGUCGCAAAUCUUGACGCUAUACCAGAAGCAGGGAGUAUUAUUUUUGUUGCCGUGACCAAGAUAUACGACGGAAGCGGAGGCCCUGCAAGAGUAUUUGCAACUAUUCCCGUCAAUGACACAAGUUUUGGAUGUUCACACAGACUUAGUUUUGUAUUGUUGAUUUGCGUCUUUUGCCUUAAUGUUGUUUAUUCAUAUCUUUUGAACGACUCGAGUGAUAUGUAAUUCAAAGCAUGUUGUAAUACUCAAAUUUCUUUCGACUUUCUUUUCGGCCCAAAAAAUGAAUUGUAAUACAUAAUAAUCAUGGGAGGCUUACUAGAAAUUGUUACAAAUGAAUUGAAGACUAAUUGCAUCAGAUGACACUUACAACAAAAAAGUGUUUGACAAAAUCUUAAAGUUAUUCUAAAACGGUGUGUUUGACUUCCAUUUUAAUAAUACAUUUUUCAAAAUAAGUUUACUAGUAUGCUUAAAUUUUACUUUCAUGUUGUGUCAAAGAAAAACAAAUGUAUAAGAACGAAGUAAUUUCUGUACCAGGUUAUGGUUUUCUAAAUGAUGAAUAAUUCAGGCGCGGAUCCAGAGGGGGGUUCCGGGGGUUGGAACCCCCCUUAUUUUGGACGAUCAAUGCAUUUGAAUGGGGAAAUGUAGUUGGAACAUCCCCCCCCCUUGUCCUGGGUAAGGACCCCCCUUUUUUUUAAAUGGCUGGAUCCGCCCCUGUAAUUUUAUGUCAACAUGCAACUUUAAAAUACAAAAAUAAUUUAAUCUGAAGCGAGAUUGGUAUAUCCUUUUGAUUUGUGCAUCUAAAAGUAAAGAAGUGUACUCGAACAUGCUUGAAUGUAACAAAAGGUUCUCUUCGGAAUAAGGUUGUAACCGAUUUCCCAAAUUUAAAAAAAAUGUUUUGAUGAAGUCAGGGUUGUAAAUUAAUGCCUUUAAUAUAUCAAUCUAAAGAUACGUGGAAUUCUGUCAACGGUAAUAAAUAAUAUAUGCAUCCCGAAGAAUAACAGAGUUCACACGCUAAAAUGUUUCGCCUUCUUUACUGAUCAUUGAUAUUGUGUUGAUAGUCCUUAAUAUAAAGCUUUACUACGAUUAUCACAAAAACUUAACAUGAUUCAAGAAAAUGAGGUGAAGGUUAUAUAAACCAAACAAGAAAUACAUAUGUACAAAGAUACCUUACAAUCAUUCAAUACACUGAAUAAAGUUGACCUACUGCUUAUAGUGUCAGAUGAACCAUGCCAGGCAGACAUGUACAACUUACAAUUCUUCCAUACAACAAGUAUAGUCGACCUAUUGCUUAUAGUUUAAGAAAAACAGACCAAAACAUAAAAACUUAACACUGAGCAAUAAACCAUGAACAUGAGGUCAAGGUCAAAUUAAACCUGCCACAUUGACAUGCACUACAUAAAAUAUUUCUAUACACCGAAUAUAGUUGACUCAUUGCAUAUAGUGUUAGAAAAAUCUCAAAAACUAAACUUUGACCACUGAACCAUGAAAUUGAGGUCAAGGUCAAAUGACACCUGCCAGCUAGACAUGUACAUCUUAUAAUCAUUCCAUACACCAAAUAUAGAUAGCCUAUUGCAUACAGUAUAAGAAAAACUGACCAAUCUCAAAAACUAAACUUUGACCAUUGAACCUUGAAAAUGAGGUCAAGGUCAGAUGGCACCUGCCAGCUAGACAUGUACACCUUACAAUCAUACUAGAUACUAGACCUAUUGUAUAUAGUAUCUGAGAUAUAGACUUGACCAACAAAACUUAGCCUUGUUCACCUAUCCAUGAAAUGAGGUCGAGGUCAAGUGGAAACUGUCUGAUGGAUAUGAGGACAUUGCAAGGUACACGCAUACCAAAUAUGUCUUUUUUGAAUUGAAUAUUUCGUUUCACACAAUUUAUGACACAAGAGCCUCAGGCGUUUGUGGGAAAAGCGAGACGUAGCGAUCCUCCAUUCCGUGGACAAAAAACGACAUGCAUCACAGUAAAUCUCGCAAAAUCUCACCGGUGUCUUCCUCGAAUGCCAACAUUUUAUAUGAUACCUAUUCCUCGAAUGCCAACAAAAAUAUUUUAAUAGAUGUUUAUAUAAUAACAAUAGGUGUUUUUAGAACUAUCUAAAUGUUUUUAAAAGUAUAAAAUAAUUAGUGAACUUGAUAAAAUUGCAACAUUUUAUUACUUUUUGAUAAGAAAAAUGGUAGAUUUUAAGGUUAAAAUUAUUACAUGUAGUAGAAUUUUGAAUAAAUAAAUAAAAUUAAAA